Molecule: messenger RNA, 1379 nt
Organism: Scatophagus argus
Lineage: Eukaryota; Metazoa; Chordata; Actinopteri; Scatophagidae
Product: guanylate cyclase soluble subunit beta-2-like
Exons: 3
Coding region: 316-687 (123 amino acids)
Biological process (GO): response to oxygen levels
Cellular component (GO): guanylate cyclase complex, soluble
Molecular function (GO): guanylate cyclase activity; heme binding
Source: RefSeq, a predicted model, not a curated record
GGCUGUAUAAUAAGAAGUGACUGUAACUCUACGUAGCAGCCCUACACACUUUCUUUGAGGCUAACUAUAUGCUUUACUAAACAGAAAGGUUUUAAGUCUAGUCUUAACAGUGGAUGUGGAGAUAUUUUGUUUAAUAUCAUUUGCAGAGAUGCAUAUUACAUAUUGCGAUACUACUGUUAUGUGUUAUAAUUUAAACCAGGAAUUUCAUAAACCCCAGAGAGGCAGCUGGUAUGUGUUUCUUGAGUUUUUUGUUAGUUUCUUUCUUUCUUUUUUUUUUUUUUUUACUUUAACUUAAUACCUCUUGUUUUUAAGGAAAUGAAUGCACCAUCUUUCCGAGUGGAGAUGACAGAUGAUGGGGAGAUGCUUCUUCACUACUAUUCUGACAGAAAGGGCCUGUACCAUAUUGUGCCUGGUAUCAUGGAAGCAGUUGCCAAAGAUUGUUUCAAUAGCAAUGUGACCAUGGUGGUCCUCAAUCAAUCAGAGGAAAAUGAGCGGACAGGGAAGAAAGAACAUGUUGUGUUUCUGGUCAAACAGACCAUUGAAGUUCACAAGACUGGAAAACAGGACCAUUCUGGUCACAGAGGGGAGGCACUAUUCAGAACAAUGAGGGAAAGGUAUGUGUCACUGGCUGGGAAAAAGAGAAGCUGGAACCUGAUCCGGGCUGUAAUUCUCACAGAACAAGGUUAACUAUAUAUAAGUUUCUUUUGAGAAUUUAUUAUUUUGAAAAUGUCGGUAAGGGUUCUCAGUCAUCCAGGUCAUGGUCUGUGUAGUAAAUUCUUAGGGCAUUUGGACUUGUUAGGGUUCUUGAAGAUGUUUCGCCUCUCAUCCAAGAAGCUUCUUCAGUUCUAAAUUUGCCAUGGGUUCCCCUGUGUCCCCCAUGGUGGCAAACCUCUAUAUGGGAGAAGUGGAGAACAGAGCUUUGCACUCAUUCAAGGGAACAGCACCUACUCACUGGUUCAGGUAUGUGGAUGAAACCUGGGUUAAGAUUAAAACCCAGGAAGUCAAGGACCACAUCAACACAGUGGGCAAUAACAUCAAAUUCACCUGUGAGGACAUCAGAGACCACACUUUGGCCUUCCUGGACUGCUCAGUGCACAGACACCUCAACAUUGAAGUUUACCAGAAACCCACGCACACAGACCAAUACCUCCUCUUCAAUUCACAUCACCCCCUAGAGCACAAACUAGAGGUCAUCAGGACCCUCCAACACAGGGCACUGAACAUACCCACAAUGCCCACUGGCAAAGAGAAGGAACAGAACCACAUCAAGUAGGCACUUAAAACUUGUGGUUAGCCAAACUGGACCUUCAUGAAAGGCAAUAGAAAGAGGACAACAGAAAAGGACACAGAGAAGGAAGACAACAGGUGGAAGAACACCA